AUGCCAGAAGCAGAAAGCGGCUUGUCUAAUUUACAGUUUCAAUCCGUGAAAGGUACCUCGGCGAAAACGCCAUUUCAAUUUGCAGCAGUGGACAAUAAAUUAGCGUAUACUGCUGGAGGUGGUGUGGUCGUCUCUACAAUUGGCACAGAAGGGAAUGUUAAGUCACAGCGGUUUUUCGUGGCUAAUGGAAAUAAUGAAACUGCGCAAACGGUCCUGUCUUUCUCCUCAUAUAAUCAGUUUUCAGACUCCCCUUCCGAUACAGAUACUCGCAGAGAUGUUUAUGGGUACCCUAUUGCACACUCGCCAAUAAUCUACGAGAGAAAUGGUGGAGAAGGUGUGGACUCACUGAGAGCGAGCUUAUCUAAGAAUGACCAUAAAGACGGUGCUGGGGGUGUUCUGCCAACGAAAAGUAAAUUGAGAGUUCGAGCCGUCAGUUGCCUAGCAUUGGCACCAAAUGGACGUGUGUUAGCAGUGGGGGAGGCCGGAUACAGACCUAGAAUCUUGCUUUAUUCGCUAGCUCGGGACUCUGCAGAUACUCCGUUUGCAAUAAUAUACGAACAUUCGUUCGAAGUCAGAUGCAUCGCAUUCUCGCCAGAUCUGCGUUCAUUCUGCUCGCUAGGCAAUUUGGCAGAUGGUUAUCUUUAUGUUUGGAAAUUCUCGCCUCUUUCCAUUACGCUAAGAGCUGGAAAUAAAUGCUCCUCAGUGGUCAAUGCGUUGUUAUGGCAUGAUUCAGGUUCGGGAGAUGGCCAUAUCAUCACCGCUGGGCUUAGGUUUUUGAAAGUCUGGUGUUGCGAUUCUUCAACCCUGGGUCUGCUGAAGCUGAGUAUCUUAAAGGGUAGAAAUGUGGUGCUCGGGAAGCACUUGGAUCAAAACUUACAGGAAGUACUCUCCAUCAACUCUGAUGAGUUGUUAGUGCGCGGAAAUGACAUAUUGUUUGUACUCCUGAUACGAGGUAGUACUCUCAAAUUUAUGCCUGUGUUAUUACACCCAGAAGGCAUUUAUGGACUCGUGCUUAAUCACUUGGAACAAAAACUUUGGUUCUUCGAUAAUGAGCGGAAACCUCAAGAGUUAAGUAUGAGUGAGUUACGCCCUAUAGAUGAAGGUCUUCUUAUUAAAACUCCAACAUCUCCUAUGAAAUCCCCGCCUCUUAUUCUCAACAUCUCUCCUAGCAGUGAAACAGAGUAUGGGCCAGUGGUAAAGUCACAUCAAUGGGAAACAAAGUUGAUUUACCUUACAAGGACAGAACAAAUAAAAGUAUACGAUUAUGAAUCCGAAUCAUCUCAGACAGUCAUGGGCCAAAAAACGGCAUCAAUUGCUGGAGGUAAAAAGACUGCGGGCCGAAAGUUGGUGUUCUUUUCAACUUCUGGUGAGAUCUACACGUUACCGAAAAAUGAAAAGUUGAGCUUGAUUUACUCACAUACAUUACCACAGUAUGAUGUCAUUACUAAUGAGUUAACAGCUGUUGAAGUACUGAAUGAUGUUCUAUUUUUGGGAGAUAAGUUCGGCCAGCUCUCCAUUCUUGACAUAUCUACCAAAGAUCUGAAUCCGAUUGUCAAUAUAAAGGCACAUUCAUCAACUAUUAACGAUAUUAUUUACUUCGAGGUCGGAGAUGUGAAAUUACUUUGCAGUAUUUCUCGAGAUCGAAUGAUCCAGCUAUACUACUGUGAUGAAAAUAAUUGGGAGUUGAUGAGAACUCUCCCUACUCACAACGGCAACUUAAUUUCAGCAACGUUUGUGAAUUCAUGCUUAUACAUUUGCUCUGCUGACAGAACAGUAUCUGUACAUGAGAUACUAGAUGAUGGGAAGCAAAAUGAUGGAGAACCUGUUUCUGUUUAUCAAAAAAAAAUUCUUACACUCAAGACUACUCCGCUUGCUAUGAAAGUUUCAGAGUCUACUCUCAUUGUGUCUACGAAUGACAAGACACUUCUGAUCUAUGACUCCACGACACUUGAAUUCAAAAGAUCCCUCAAAUUAUUCAGCGAUGAAACCAACGAAUCCCUCUGUGUCGAGACUUUUACCGUAUUGCCAGGCAAUUUUAUUGCCGUUUCCUCCUCAGAUAAGUCACUCAGAGUCUUCCACCUAAUUUCCGGGAAACAUAUGCGUGUUACCUGGGGUCAUUCGGAGACCAUAUUAGGCUUGUUUGAAGAAGAUAGUGUGCUCACGUCUGUUGGGUCUGACGGAUGUUUAUUCGAAUGGUCUUUACUUCACGAAAGCACAGUACUCAGCCCUAAGCAGGACAAAGGUUCUAGAGAAUUGACUCCAGACUCGUCUCCUCUCUAUGCUAAAGUUGCUAGAAAAAUCUUGCCGACUCCUCUUCUGUCAGCGCACUCGUCUCCCAGAAAAUCUUCUAUUGCCACUCCAACAGAUUCAAUUCAUGAAGCUGAAUCACCCACGAGGAGAUUGACUAGUGCAACGUUACGAAGAAUUGAAGCGAAGAAGAAGUCUACAGAGCUGCAUAGUCGGGGUCUCUCCAAAUCGCCAUCUAAAGAUUCUUUCUCAAGAGGUUCGUCUCCAAUGAAAAGUGGAGCAACACCCAGGUCGUCGUCAUCAUCUACAACGUUGAAUUUAUCAAGACAAUCAUCACCAGCACGCGCUUCACGGCCAGAUUCACCCUUGAAGGCGCAAAGCAUUCCAUAUUCUCAUAAUUCCAGACUUGGAGUAGCAAAAGAUCCUCCGGUGCUCGGCCCACCUCAUUCUACUACCCAGAAUGAUGCCAUGGAACGUUCAACUGCGUAUUUGGCCAUAAUUAAGUCAAUGGCUCAGAAAGGACAGUUCUCAGAGAAUGAUAAAAGUACAUUAAAACGUGACCUCGAAGAGAUCUUAUCAUUACUUGGGAUAAGCACCUACAACGACAUUCUCGAAAGAUACAGCACAGAUCUUGCUAAGUUGGUGAAGGAGAAGCUAAAUGACUAA
Sungouiella intermedia is the source of this 2913-nucleotide messenger RNA. Lineage: Eukaryota; Fungi; Ascomycota; Pichiomycetes; Serinales; Metschnikowiaceae. The record is from the annotation of a GenBank genome assembly.